Messenger RNA from Nipponia nippon (crested ibis), 2658 nucleotides. NCBI's taxonomy places the organism in Eukaryota, Metazoa, Chordata, Aves, Pelecaniformes, Threskiornithidae. The record is from RefSeq and is a predicted model, not a curated record.
GCCCUGCCGCAGCCCUUGGAUGUCACCAACAUCCAGCUCCAAGCCAGUGAGGUGACGAAUGUCCAGCUGCAAGCCCUGCCACAGCCCUCCAAGGUGGCCAACAUCCAGCUCCGUGCUCUACCACAACCCUCAGAUGUCACCAACAUCCAACUGCAGGCCGCAGAGGUGACAAAUGUCCAGCUGCAAGCCCUGCCACAACCCUUGGAUGUCACCAACAUCCAGCUCCGAGCCCUGCCGCGACCCUCUGAGGUCACCAACAUCCAGCUACAGGCCACCGAGGUGACGAAUGUCCAGCUCCAAGCCCUACCACAACCCUUGGAUGUCACCAACAUCCAGCUGCAGGCCACCGAGGUGACAAAUGUACAGCUGCAAACCCUGCCACAGCCCUCUGAGAUCACCAACAUCCAGCUCCAAGCCCUGCCACAGCCCUCAGAGGUGCCCAGCAUCCAUCUUCAGGCCACAGAGGUGCCCAACGUCCAGCUGCAGACCACAGAGCUUCAGGCCACAGAGGUGCCCGACGUCCAGCUCCAGGCCAUGGAGGUGCCCAACAUCCAGCUGCAGACCACAGAGGUGCCCGACAUCCAGCUCCAGGCCAUGGAGGUGCCCAACAUCCAGCUGCAGACCACAGAGGUGCCCAAUGUCCAUCUCGAAACCACUGAGGUGCCUGAUGUCCGUCUCGAAACCACUGAGGUGCCCAACAUCCAUCUCCAAACCACAGAGGUGCCCAGCGUCCAUCUCCAGACCACAAAGGUUACCAGUGGCCACCUGCAGGCCACUGAGGUGACCAACAUCCAUCACCAAACCAUGGAGGUGCCUAGUGUCCAUCUGCAGGCCACAGAGGUGCCCAGCAUCCAUCUCCAGGAUGCAGAGGUGACCAGUGUCCAGCUGCAAGCCACUGAGGUGCCCAGCAUCCAUCCCCAAACCACGGAGAUGACAAAUGUCCAUCUCCAGGCCGCAGAGGUGACCAGUGUCCAUCUCCAGACCACUGAGGUGCCCAGUGUGCAUCACCAAACCACUGAGGUGCCCAGUGUCCAUCUCCAAGUCACGGAGGUGCCCAGCGUCCAUCUCCAGGCCACGGAGAUGACCAAUGUCCAUCUCCAAGACACCGAGGUGCCCAACAUCCAUCUCAAGAUCACAGAGGUGCCCAACAUCCAACUGAAGACAAUGGAGGUGACAAAUGUCCAUCUGCAGGCCACUGAGGUGCCCAACUCCUGUCACCAAAUGAUGGAGGUGCCCAGUGUCCAACUCAAGACCACGGAGGUGCCUAAUGUUCAACUGAAGGCUACAGAGGAGGUGGCCGACAUCCAACUCAAGACCAUGGAGGUGCCCAGUGUCCAACUCGAGACCGUGGAGGUGCCCGACAUCCAACUCAAGACCAUGGAGGUGCCCAAUGUCCAACUCAACACCGUGGAAGUACCCAACAUCCAACUCAAGACUGUGGAGGUGCCCAAUGUCCAAUUCAAGACCAUGGAGGUGCCCAAAGUCCAACUCGAGCCCAGGGAGGUGACAAAUGUCCAUCUCCAGGCCGCAGAGGUGCCCAGCGUCCAGCUGCAGACCACAGAGGUGACAAAUGUCCAUCUCCAAACCACCAAGGUACCCGACAUCCAUCUCCAAGCCACAGAGGUGUCCAAUGUCCAUCUCCAAACCACAGAGGUCCCCAGUAUCCAUCUUGAGCCCACAGAGGUGCCCGACAUCCAUCUCCAGGCCACAGAGGGGCCCAGCAUCCAGCUUCAGGCCACAGAGGUGCCCGACGUCCAGCUCCAGGCCAUGGAGGUGCCCAACAUCCAGCUGCAGACCACAGAGGUGCCCGACAUCCAGCUCCAGGCCAUGGAGGUGCCCAACAUCCAGCUGCAGACCACAGAGGUGCCCAAUGUCCAUCUCGAAACCACUGAGGUGCCUGAUGUCCGUCUCGAAACCACUGAGGUGCCCAACAUCCAUCUCCAAACCACAGAGGUGCCCAGCGUCCAUCUCCAGACCACAAAGGUUACCAGUGGCCACCUGCAGGCCACUGAGGUGACCAACAUCCAUCACCAAACCAUGGAGGUGCCUAGUGUCCAUCUGCAGGCCACAGAGGUGCCCAGCAUCCAUCUCCAGGAUGCAGAGGUGACCAGUGUCCAGCUGCAAGCCACUGAGGUGCCCAGCAUCCAUCCCCAAACCACGGAGAUGACAAAUGUCCAUCUCCAGGCCGCAGAGGUGACCAGUGUCCAUCUCCAGACCACUGAGGUGCCCAGUGUGCAUCACCAAACCACUGAGGUGCCCAGUGUCCAUCUCCAAGUCACGGAGGUGCCCAGCGUCCAUCUCCAGGCCACGGAGAUGACCAAUGUCCAUCUCCAAGACACCGAGGUGUCCAGUGUCCAUCACCAAAUGAUGGAGGUGCCCAACAUCCAUCUCAAGAUCACAGAGGUGCCCAACAUCCAACUGAAGACAAUGGAGGUGACAAAUGUCCAUCUGCAGGCCACUGAGGUGCCCAACUCCUGUCACCAAAUGAUGGAGGUGCCCAGUGUCCAACUCAAGACCACGGAGGUGCCUAAUGUUCAACUGAAGGCUACAGAGGAGGUGGCCGACAUCCAACUCAAGACCAUGGAGGUGCCCAGUGUCCAACUCGAGACCGUGGAGGUGCCCGACAUCCAACUCAAGACCAUGGAGGAGGCCCCGUGA